AUGUUGGCACCAAUAGCAACGGAUCAUAGUACACCAUUGUUACCGCCUGACGAAGACAUUAUCGAAUUUUUGCGCAGCACUGAUUUUGAUGUUCGCUUGCAAACUCUAAGUCGUUUAACCGUCUGGUUGAAGCAUGACCCACAAUGGUUUUCCAAAUUUGUCAAAAAAGGUGAUUUAUUCAAACAACUUGAGCGUCUCUUAAUGGAUGAUCGUUGGGAAGUACAACAUCAGUGCAUUAAAUUUCUACAUGAUGCUUUACCAACUUUUGGAGAUUAUAUGGAAUGGUGCAUAACUUAUUUGUUACCGUCAAUAGUAAUUAAAUUGGGUAGCCCGAAGAUAACGAUACGUCGAAUAACAAAUCAAAUGCUUAUAGCUUAUCUGAAAUUACAACCUGAUGCUUUAAAUAUUGUUCAGAAAGUAAUUGGAAAUUUCCUACUGAACAAUGAAAAUGAUAUGCAAAUAAAAGAUGAAGCAUUGAGAGAAAUUCCAAAUCUUAUGAUAAUCGAAUGUGCUAAUCAAAAUUGGAAAUUUUUAAUUAGUAGUUUAGUCGAGAUGUUACACACAAUUUCAUCUGAAAGAUCUGAAAAAAUUAUUCGUCUACUUGCCCACUUUAAGGUGUACUUAGGUACAGAGAAAUUGAGGAAGAUUUUAUCAGAGUUAAGUACGAAGCAGUAUGAAAUAUGGAAGAAAUAUGAACAAAUAAUUUUUGAAACAAGUGAUACUAUGAAAGAAGGUGUGGUGAAUAAGGAGAAAAUGUCAUCUUCUGUUGAUGUGGAAUUACGGUAUCGAUUUGGUAUCAUACCAAUGUCAACCAGUAAUAUGCUCAAUAAUGAAACGGAUGCAACUUCAAGAAUUGCCGCUCUUGAACAGGUAAAUGCAAUUAUGAAUGGAAUAACACCGGAAGAUACGCGUAAAUUUGCAGCACAUUUGCAUUCCUAUUUUCUCACAUUGGGGAAUGUCCUGGAUGAUUUAAAUUUUAAGAUUGUCGCACUUUGCUUAGAUGUCAUUCGUUUGACGCUGGAAAAAGUUGGAGCACUUCUAGCACCGUAUAUACAGCAAAUUGUUGGCUUAAUUUCAAAACAUUUCGGCAGUCAAAAAUCUGCAAUACGGCAACACAUUAUGGCAAUUUGCAUGAUAACAAUGCGAAAUUGUUCACCUAAAAGUGUCAUUUCAUAUUUAUGUGUUUACUCCGAACAUCGAAAUUCACGAAUUCGAGAAGAAAUUUUAAAUAUUAUGACGGCUGCAUUACUUACCUUCGAUUCUCGUUCAAUCAAUUUAAAAGCAAUUGCUGACGUUGUGGUACCAUUACUUGCUGAUCCUAAACGACGUGUUCGGUACGAUACAUUAGCACCUGCGUUGGCUGCAUUUGAGUUAUUUGCUGUUUUUGCGCAUUUGUCGAGUAAUUCGACCAAACGUCUGCUAAAAUUAGUGUCAAAUUUGGAAGAAAAGCAUCAUGCUUAUGGUCUUUUAAGUGCUGUUAAGGAGAGAAUAUCACGUAAUACACUGCCAAAAAUACGAUCCGAUGGACUGAUCGAAUAUGCCACACCGCUUGAUGCUCCUGACAUUUCCGCCUGCAAUCGUGAAGGAUGGCGCUGGUUGAAAACAAAUAAUUUAGAUUAUGAAUGGAUUAUGGGUGGUGCCAAUGGUUCGAGCAGUGUACUUUCUAGUGAGUUGUUAGAAGAAUCGAAGAAUGAAGAUUUAUUUAGAAACGAUACGAAAGCAUCAAUGACUGAAAGGCCAUACUCUGAUGACUGUGAUCGUUACAAACUUAAUGGAAAUGGUAUGCAUGAAAAAUAUUUGGACGAUCAUCCGCCUUUACAUUCAGUGGAACCAAUUCGGCUGCAAAAAUUGCACUUAAAUGGCGAUUUACAUCAAAUAGCGCAAAAUGAUAGUAGUACAGGCGGUAAUGUUGCCAGGUGCGCCACCGCAAUAAGCGACAGGAGCGUCACUGGAAAAGAACCCAGUGAGGAUGAGGAGAAUUUGAUUGGAAAUGGAUUUGAUAAAAUGAAACAGUACAAUUCGGAUGGAAAUUUCUUGCCAAAUAAUAUUUCACGGAGUAGAAAAAUUACAAAUCCAGGCGAUCUACCCAUUAAGUCAUCAAAGUGUGAAACUUAUUGCAACAGUUAUGCACCAUCAGAACCAGCAAUACCUACUCGUUCGUCCUUCUUAUCAUUGGUACGGAAAAGUUUUAGCCAUCAAAAUUUAGCUUGUACGUCAAAAACUACUGGUAUCUCUCAGCGUAUUCAAGCAUCUCCUAAAGUAAUCAGGAAGAAUAAUUUAAAGUCUGCGUCAUCAAUGAGAAGCAUUACGUCAAAUUCGUCAUCCGUAAUAAGCACAUCGAAACGUGAAAAAUGUGUCCAAAAUAUUGAAAUGUUGUUGAAAAAUCCCGAAUUCUCGCUCAAUGAUGCAUUACAGAAAUUAGAUGCUGAAGAAUGGAAUGAAAAACUUUAUGCCAUCGAAGUGAUCGAUACUUUAACUAAAAUAUCGCCAGGUGUGCUUGCUGCAAAUAUACAUCCUGUUGUUAUGAAAUUAUUAAAUGAAUGUAAAAACUUACGUUCAACAGUUUCGCGAGCAGCAAUUUCUUCUUUUGGAGCUUUAUUUGAAAAUCUUAAAACAGUGAUGGAUUCGGAUAUUGAAAAAGUAUGUCCGGUAUUGAUGCAAAAAGCCGGUGAUGUAAGUAAUGCAUUCAUUCGUGAUGAUGCGACAAUUGCGCUGGAAAAAAUGAUCAAAUAUGUUUCACCUGGGCGUUCUCUCUAUGCAUUAGUUAGUUCUGGAGCUAAAAGCAAAAGUAAUACAAUUCGAGCGUGCUGUGCAAGCCUAUUAGUGAAAUUAGUGGAACGUUUAGGUCCUAUAAAUGCCAUCGGUAGCGCAGAAUUUCCACGUUUUGUCACAUCUUUACUACUAUUUGCAAGAGAUGCAAAUGUAACGGUGCGACAGACUGGAAAAUAUGGAAUACGACUGCUUAGCCAGAACAAUGAUUUAUUUGAUGAUGCAGUACGUAAAAGUCUGAAUGAAAGUGAACGACAGAAUUUGAAUGAAGUAUUGGAUGCUAUAAAUAGAAGAGGUUUGGAAGAAACUAAUCUUGCUUCAUCAUCAUUAUCACUAGGAUCAAUUAGCAGAAGUGGUAGUACGAGGCGCUCUGGUAGUAAUGGACGAGAUGCGCCGAUAUCACAAAGCAUACAACAGGAUUUGCUGCAAGUGCGAAACAAUCUAAUUGCAAGCGAAUGGGAGCGACGAAUGAAAGGUUUAAAAGAAUUCUCAGAAAUUGUAAUGAGAAACGAUCGAGCAGCAAUAUCAGAUACAAAAGUUCUGGGAGCAUUUGUUGGCCGUACAUCAGAUAUUAACUUUAAAGUAUCAGUGGAAGCUAUGGAAACUCUUGUCACCAUUCUCCCGACACUUUCGCCCUAUUUUUCAAGUGAAGCAUCACUGAAAGCAGUACUUUAUCAGCUAAUCAACUCACUAAUGUCACAUUUGGCCAGUCGCAGCGAAGGUCACCGACAACACGCAAAAUUAUGCUUUGAAGAAAUCACAAAAUAUAUUGAGAAUAUGGCUCUUUUAGCGCCAUUUGCAAGCGCAACAAAACAAGCUAACGUAAAACAAAAACCAUUUAUGCUGCAAACUCUUAGCAAAUUGAUAGAAUCCGUGUAUUCAAUUAAGCCACGUCAAGCGGAAGCAGUAGGUCUUCCGGUUCUCUGGGAAUUACUACGGACUCCACCUCGGAGCUGCAGUGAUCCGGAAGUUCGAGAAGCCAUACGUCACUAUGCUAUAACAAUGGCACGCUGCAUUGGUAUCAAAACACUUCUUCAAUUGUCAACAUUCCGCAUUAAUCCAAACCAAAAGAAAACACUGCAAGAAUUAAUUUCAUAA
Brugia malayi is the source of this 3867-nucleotide messenger RNA. RefSeq lists its product as uncharacterized. NCBI's taxonomy places the organism in Eukaryota, Metazoa, Nematoda, Chromadorea, Rhabditida, Onchocercidae. Gene Ontology annotation, molecular function: microtubule binding. The transcript is spliced from 27 exons. Gene Ontology annotation, biological process: microtubule cytoskeleton organization. The coding region runs from base 1 to 3867 and encodes 1288 amino acids. The record is from RefSeq and is a predicted model, not a curated record. Gene Ontology annotation, cellular component: cytoplasmic microtubule; cilium.